Molecule: messenger RNA, 1144 nt
Organism: Anopheles cruzii
Lineage: Eukaryota; Metazoa; Arthropoda; Insecta; Diptera; Culicidae
Gene: Dlip2
Exons: 2
Coding region: 34-1062 (342 amino acids)
Source: RefSeq, a predicted model, not a curated record
AACUGCAAUUCGGUGAAAAUAAGUGCUCUCAAAAUGAAUAAGUCUCGAAAUGGGGCGUUGAAGAAAGUUUGCAGCUAUCACAAGUGCAUGAAUUCAUCAACAUCGAAUCCAGAUCUAACGUUUUUUAUAUUCCCAAAAGAUCUUGAACGGCGCAUAAAGUGGGUUAAAAAUGCCGGAUUAAGCGAGAAAGAUGCUGAAGACAAAACCCUUUAUCUUUGCGAAGUGCAUUUUAAGAAUAUUUAUAUGUGCCAGAGUCAACGGCGAAAAUUACUGCUGCAGACCGCAGUACCCUAUCCGUUCGAUGAGAUGCCAAAGUUGAAUCAUGAAUCGGAAAGCAUGGAAUCGUUAGAAUUGCCUGAAUCGGUAGCUUACAAGGAGGAGCACAUCGUUGAGCUUGAAACAAUGGUGUUCUCCGAAAUGGACAACGUCGAAGAAACCGCCAUGAUCCAUGAAGAUAUGGUCGAUCGAGAAAGCUAUUCCGCUGAACCCAUGGACAACGAAAUUAUCGAAACCACUUCUGAAAAUUCAACGAUAUUCGCUCGCAAACGAAAGGAUCCCGUAACGCAGAUAGCCAAAAUGAAGGCAAAGCUGCAUUCCAUAAACAGAAAAAAGGGAACAACCACAACAGGCAAAGCCAAUGAGUUUACCCUACAGCUGAACGACGGAACGCUCAUUCGAAAAGUAAAUGUUACCUCAAAUCAAUUGAAAUCACUUAACCACAAGCAAACGGGAUAUCGUCCGGCGACAGCGACUGUAGCACCACAGGAAUCCACCGCCGAGUCAGCUACGAAGUACACCGCCGAAUCGUCAUGUACAUCGUCUACGAAUGCUGUAGAAAUUAUUGAACAAACGGAAGAAAGUUUAUCUAACAAUGGCAGCGACGAUGAGUCGGAGAAAGUUCAGAUCAACGAGUUCAUCUUCAAAGGUGAAGAGUAUGUGCAGAUGCCGAAAUCAUUCUACAGAAAGCAGCUAGAGGAGUUGCGGCGAAAAGUGGCACGCUACGAGCACGUAUUGCAAGUAAUGCGCGAAGCUAUGGACCACGCGAAUUCUGCCGAUAAUUAAGAAAAUUUUAUAUGUAAAACACUGUAAAUGUUUUAUUUUAUUGUAACUGAAAUUCUCAUUAAAGGUUUUAUUGCCCUGGCUU